AUGCCCGCAUACAUCGAUUUCCUCCUGGUAUAUGGGACGCGAGACGAGGACCGAGAGCUUAGGUUUACUGGCUUUCGCUCGCGCACAACGUUGCAGAACCCGCUUCCGGGUUGUACGAUCGCAGACCUGCACCGGAGUGGGAGGCAGCACGAACUCUGCUAUAAUCUCAAGGCAGUGGCAGUGAAAGAAUCUGGGAAAUCCCAACAGCCUCGCAACAGAUGGAAGAUACGGCAAGCUGCUAUAUAUCACCGGUUCGACCUCGGUUCUGGAACUGCGCUGUGGAUAAUCGGAGACCCUCGGGAAACGGUGAAGAACGACCUCAAGGACGUCCUACCGGAGGGGCCCGUUCCCAGCGAGUUCAACUUUGGGACAGUGCCUGAUGCAUUCAUGGCAAACCUUGAUACCCAUAUAGUACUCGUCAAUUGGGCUUCAUCCUCAUGGAGAUGGCAUAUACAGGACCUGGAAGAAACCAUCGACGACAUGACCAGGCCUGCAAUCCUCUUCGACUAUGAGAGCCGCGACCAACCAGAGGUUGCGCCCAGAGCCGUCACACUUGUCCAAGAGUACGAAGACAAGGUGAACGAAACCCUGAUGGUCAUAGAGGCCAACCUCAAGAUCUUCUCGUCCCUCUUGACCUCUUACACAGCCUUGGUCGAGGAUAAGAACUUCCCCCUGAAUGAAAGAGACGCAUGCAAAGCUGCGGUGGAGGUAUUCAGUACCAAGAUAGAGGAGUAUGCCUACGACCUACGUAUGCAGGCCGAUCGGGCGCGAGUAUUGUCCAAAGUGGCAACUGACCGCAAGAAUAUCGUCCUCCAGCAACUUCAAACACAGACUGCCAUAAAACAGGAAGCUCUCGCGUCGAGCAUGUGGGCAUUCUCGAACAACAGCCAGAAGGAAACGAUUGCGAUGCGCAUCAUAACAGCCAUCACGCUUCUUUAUCUCCCGCCCACCUUUGUUUGCACAUUCUUUGGCACAGAUGUGAUCAAGUACCAGGAUGACGGGAAAGGUAGUGUUUACUUUUCCAUUGAAGCGCUGAAAAGUUUCUUCUACGUGACAAUCCCUUUGUGGGUUAUAACUAUUGUUGUGGUGUAUUAUUUGAACAAGACAGAAACGAAAAGAAGAGGCCAGUCGGCCAUGCAGAUGGUCGAGAAAUAUCCUGUGUUGUGGACGCCAAGCAGCACCAGCACGACAUCUGGAGGUCUCAAGGAAAAGGGAUAG
Diaporthe citri is the source of this 1218-nucleotide messenger RNA. RefSeq lists its product as uncharacterized. The transcript has a single exon. The coding region runs from base 1 to 1218 and encodes 405 amino acids. NCBI's taxonomy places the organism in Eukaryota, Fungi, Ascomycota, Sordariomycetes, Diaporthales, Diaporthaceae. The record is from RefSeq and is a predicted model, not a curated record.